Molecule: messenger RNA, 3492 nt
Organism: Nymphalis io (European peacock)
Lineage: Eukaryota; Metazoa; Arthropoda; Insecta; Lepidoptera; Nymphalidae
Gene: ALiX
Product: programmed cell death 6-interacting protein
Exons: 14
Coding region: 61-2559 (832 amino acids)
Biological process (GO): mitotic cytokinesis
Cellular component (GO): endosome
Molecular function (GO): protein binding
Source: RefSeq, a predicted model, not a curated record
UGAACAAGAAGUCACAAACAAAAUUAGUCAAGCUCGUACUUCGUUAAGUCAUUUGUAGAAAUGGCUGAUCUCUUGUCUGUUCCGUUUAAGAAAUCUUCUGAUGUAGAUAUAGUAAAACCGUUAAAAAACUUAAUCCAGUCUACAUAUAAUACUAGUGAAACUAAUGAAGACUAUAGUGACGCUAUCAAUGAACUUAGUCGACUUAGAUCAAACGCUAUAUGGAAAGUCUUCGAGAAAUCGUCAUUAGAAGUUAUUUACAGCUAUUAUGACCAACUCGUGUCUCUGGAAAGUAAGAUUCCGCCGCAGGAGGUGCAGAUUCCUUUUAAGUGGAAAGAUGCAUUUGAUAAAGGAUCUAUAUUUUUAUUUCGGAUGAGCCUUACUAUUAGUUCUUUAGCAUUUGAGAGGAUGUGUAUUCUAUUCAAUAUGGCUGCUAUGCAGAGUGCAAUUGCAGCCCAGCAACCACUCGACUCAGAAGAAUCACUUAAACUGGCAGCAAAGUUACUACAGCAAUCUGCCGGAAUAUUUGCAUAUCUGAAAGGCAACAUCAUGAUGGCAGUGCAUCAGGAUACCACCCCUGACCUCAACCCUGAGACUCUUAACGCACUCUCACAAUUGAUGCUCGCUCAGGCGCAAGAAGUUAUAGUUUACAAAUGCAUUAAAGAUGACAUGAAGGACAGCAUGGUGGCCAAGGUGUGCGCGCAGUGCGACGAUCUUUACUCGGACACGCUGCGCCUGCUGCAGAAGGACUCCUUGCGGUCGCUUUGGGACCGCGACUGGAUCCCCAACAUCCAAUUAAAGCAGGCGAACUUCCGCGGGCUGACUCAGUACUUCCAGGCGCAGGUGUGUCGCGCUAACAAAGCCUUCGGGGAGGAGAUCGCGCGCUUGACGCUGGCCGUGGAGCUGCUGCGUGGCGCGCGCGAGGGCAGCCCCGCCGCCGAGGCCGGCCUGCGCGCCGCGCGCCAGCUGGCGGCCGCUGUGCGCGACAACGACUUCAUCUACCACGAGCGCGUGCCCGACGCGCGCGCGCUCGAGCCCGUGCCGCGCGCGCGCGUGGCCGCCGCGCUGCCGCCGCAGCCGCGCUGGGCCGCCGGCCACCGCGACCUGUUCGAGAAGCUGGUGCCGAUGUCGGUGCACCAGGCGCUGCAGGCGAGUGCGGCGCGGCGCUCCGACCUCGUCGGCGCCGAGAUCAACAAGCUGCGCGAGGCCACGCAGCUGCUCAACAGCAUCCUGGCGUCGCUGAACCUGCCGGCAUGCAUCGAGGCGGCGGCCGGCGCGGGGCUGCCGGACUCCAUCCGCGAGAAGGCGGCCACCGUGCGCGCCGCCGGCGGGCCAGCCGCGCUGCGGCGCCUCAUGGCCGACCUGCCCGACCUGCUGCAGCGCAACCGCGAGAUCCUCACCGAGGCGGAGCGCAUGCUGCGCGAAGAGGCGGAGGCGGACGCAGCGUUGCGCGCGCAGUUUGGAGCACGUUGGACCCGCACCGAAUCGGAGAAGCUCACCGAGGCCUUCCGCGCGAAUGCCUCCAAGUACGCGCUGAUCAUCGACAACGCCGUGCGCGCCGACGCCAUCGUGCAGCAGAAGUUCCGCCAGCACGAGGAGAACAUCGAGCUGCUGAGCCGCAGCGACGGCGAGAUCGACGCCGGCGUGCCCGACGCGCCAGCCGCGCCCGACGCGCCCUCCGACGACGACGCGCUGCAGACGCUGCGCUCGCUCAUGCACACGGUGGAGGAGGUGAAAGCGGAGCGCGACGCGAUCGAGUCCGAGCUAAAAAGCGCAACGGUGGACCUCCGCGAGAAGUUCCUGGCGGCGCUGGCGGAGGACGGCGCUGUGGACGAGCCCGCGCUGUCGGCCGGCGCGCUGGGCGCUGCGCUGGCGCCGCUACAGCGCCGCGCGCAGGAGUCGCUGGCGCGCCAGGAGGCGCUGGCCGAAGCGCUGCAGCGCGCGCAUGCCGCGCUCAUGGCCACGCGUGGGGGCGCCAGCGGCCGCGACGAAGCGCUCGGCAAGCUGUGCGCCGCCUACGACGCCUAUCAGGACCUCACCGGCAACCUCAAGGAAGGCGUCAAGUUCUACAACGAUCUCACGCAGUUGCUACUAGCGUUCCAGAACAAGGUGUCCGACUUCUGCUUCGCACGCAAGACGGAGAAGGACGAGCUGCUGAAGGACCUGACGCAAGAGGCGUCCCGCGCGCCGCCUCGCGCAGCUCCAGCGCCGCCGCAGCACCACGCCGUGGACGAGCCCGCCGCGGUUGCGAAGAAAGACCCUCCCCCCCGGCCUCCCCCUCCAGCGGCUUCCGGCUCGCCCGCCGCUUCGGCCGCGCAGCCGGCCGUACUACCGUAUCCUUCACAGCCACAGGGUAUGCCGCUACCGUACGGCGCAGCCGCAGCUCCCUACCCGAUGUACGCGCCGAUGCCUGCGUUGUACAAUCCGUAUGCGACGCUGCCCUACCCCCAUCAUUCGCGCGCCCCCCCUGCCGCACCCUACCAGCCCUACCAGUACCCGCCACCGCCCGCCGGGUACCCACAGCCGCCGCCCGCCGGAUACAACCCUUACCAGCAGCAGUAGAAGCUCCUAUGAGGAUGUUUGCAUUUACAUCACUCUUAUUUACAAAAAUCGUCUAUGCUUAACUAAAGAAUAUUGCAUAUAUCUCAAGUGUUACGGAAAUUGGCAUUAUCUUACUUUUGACGUAAAUGUAGUAAUUAAUAUAAGCAAUGUAUGUGUGUACGCACACAAUUAUAAUAUUAUGUAGACUUUCGUUGCACUUGUAGUUGCCAAAAUUCUUAGCAUACUUAUUCUAUAAAGUAAGAGAAAAUAGACAAAGAGUGAGGAGUGAUAAACCUUAAAUGUAUAAAGAUCACAUGGGUAUAUAGGUUUGUAACUGAGGCAGGGUGCUUGUGUGCUACAGAUAAAUAUUGUUUUAUGUACAAGAUAAAAGUUUUUAUUAUUUUGUUAAUCGUAAGCUUUCGGUACUGGUAAUUUAUAAACAGAUAUUACUAACAACAUGCAAGACAAAUACAAUUUAAUUUAUUUUGUUGGUCAAGUUCCGUGGCUGCACGUGAUGAUAUUGAAGAUGUGUUGAUACUGUUGGAGUUUACUUAUUGUUAAAGCAUUCAACAAAAAGCUUCAAAAGUUAUCAUGAAAAUUUAAAAUUGUUAAGUUUAUACAAAUAACUAUUUGAUAAAUCAUAUAUUAUUCUAAAAUUGGACCCAAAAAAGUAUAUUUUGUUAACACUCGAACAAGAAGACUCGCUUUAUACAUCCAAUGGCAACAGAAGACUGAUGAAGAUUUGAUAUAACAAGUAAUGAAAUUAAUACAAAGCAUAUGGCGAUGAGUCACAAGUUUCCAGAGACUUUAUUAUGUUUGUAAUUGAGGUGCAUAAUCUUGUGACUGUUGUUUCCGUUGUAUUUUUAAUAUAAAAUAAAUUAAUAAUCUCCAAAGUAUGAAUUAGUAUGUUAAUUUUAAUAAUAAAAUAUUUAGAUAUAAAUAUAUUUAUUAAUU